Messenger RNA from Schizophyllum commune H4-8, 519 nucleotides. RefSeq lists its product as uncharacterized. The transcript has a single exon. Bases 80 to 352 code for a protein of 90 amino acids. Lineage: Eukaryota; Fungi; Basidiomycota; Agaricomycetes; Agaricales; Schizophyllaceae. The record is from RefSeq and is a predicted model, not a curated record.
CCAGCCUUUGUUACAACGUUUGCUCUGUUUCGGCUACACGACUGGAGUCCACAGACGUUCAUGCGAUGUCCACUUGAGCAUGUCCUGUACAUUGGGUCUUCCGGUAGUCCUCUGCGAGGCAGGCACGACGGAUAAUCCGCGUCCUUGGCAAGACUGGCAAUUCCCUUCAAGGCUCGCUGGGCACGGCAACGCAUUCAUACCGAGGGCCUUCGGCGCUGUCUUCCGCCCCGAAAGCUGUUGUUCCCUCCGCCGGGACGCUCGUAUGGACGUCGGAUAUCUGGCUGCAAAAUGGACUAGAAGAAUAUUCGAAGCCGCGGGCAGAGCUUCCCGAGAUGUAUCUUAUCAUUGCUGAUUGCCUCCUUGACCAACUGAGAAGGUAUCUUGAUCGUUUUUGUUCAACUUCAAGUCCGAUUCCCAGCGCAAGCCCUUCGAACUCGUCGCUGUUCCCGACACUCGUUGCCACAUCACUGCGAACGGUCGUCCACCACGUCCACAGGACGCCCCCAUAUGUUCUCUGCG